GCCUAAGGCCUAAACACCCAUGGGGGUACAGGGGAAAGCGGGAACGCCACACGGACUCUGGCGAGGCAACACGUGUGCAUGCAACAUGCACACAUUCUGGCUCCGGCUACGAGAUCCGUCGGGUGGUACCUCCGCGAUCGACAGUCAGAGACCGUCUACCACCUACGGACAAUCACAACAUCCAUAGCCAAAAGAAAAAUUCCUCUUGGGACGGGUUUC
This is a messenger RNA of Acanthoscelides obtectus, 219 nucleotides long. The record is from the annotation of a GenBank genome assembly. NCBI's taxonomy places the organism in Eukaryota, Metazoa, Arthropoda, Insecta, Coleoptera, Chrysomelidae.